Amoebophrya sp. A25 is the source of this 8570-nucleotide messenger RNA. NCBI's taxonomy places the organism in Eukaryota, Dinophyceae, Syndiniales, Amoebophryaceae. The record is from the annotation of a GenBank genome assembly.
CUUUGUCAGAGAUCUGGACUUUCUGAAGAGGACGCUCUAAAGUGUAAGUCCUAGUAGUGGUGAAUAAUACUUAUAGACGAAGUAGCUGAGCAACGUCAUUUUCAUUCUCGUCUCCCUCUCCUCUGGUAGUAUUCUUGUCAAGGAUGCAGUUGCCGGCUCCCUCGCCCUCGUCGUCUGCAGAGGCAUCAGCCUCGCCCUCCAUCCGUCGGCCACCAAGAACCCAAGGUCAGAAAGUUCUCAAGCAGUAUCCAGGUGGUCUGUCUCGCAAGCAAGUCGGUGCGAUGAAGCGACUCCAAUCUGCAGAUGCUGCAGAUCGAAUAGCUCAUUUUGGGAGCAGGACUGAGGUACUUUGCUGGCCAAGGAACAUAAGAAAAGCAAUUUUCAAAUAACACGGCGCAGAAUCAGCUAGUUCUAGUACUAGUCGUGAAUUAUAGUCAUUCACUUGUGUGCGAUCGGGAUCGUGUUCGUUGUAAUUCAAGAACAUCUAAUAAAUCCAAAUAUCGUUGUAGUACUAAUAAUAAUGGACCUAAGCAUGUAGAUGUACACCAGCACGCAUCCGGAGGGAAGCUUCCACAAUUUGGGAACUCACCAGAAAAGCCGAAGGAGUCGUAUGAUUUGGACAUGCGUGCCUACGACUCAUCUGAUGGCGCCAAUAGCGCAGACGACGCGGCGGCUACCGGCUCUGCUCCCAACGCGUCACAGCAAAGAAGCGCGCAAGGGGUAAUGAAUGUUGAGUACAGUAGCUAUAGAUGGCUUCUGAUGUAGGAAAGGUGGUUCAGAAACAAACAACAAUCUCAAGGGUUGGUAAAGAAAUUUAGAUCAAACAUGAAUCAAAAUCGGUAACAACUACAUUGGUUGCACUUGGUGGGCAAGAGCAUGCUUUCUCCACAUUUGCUAGUGCUCUAACCUAAUACAGGACCACCGUGGCUGGGUCGCAUCUUCGUCUGCCGCUGGUUCUGGUAGCGCAUUUGCUGCAAUGUUCGCAGGGGGGCCUUUCAGUGGUGCAGCGCCAAGUCAAGGUCCGUCAGCUCUAGGAGGAGCUCAACCACGCAUCGAUGCCCAUAUGUAUCCCCCCGCGGCCGCGCCACCCAACGUCCUUGGUCAGAGUCCGCACACGCAGUAUGCGGUCACACCGAACGCCAUGUCUUUUGCCACGAACCCCUUUGUCUCGAUGGAGUCGACGAUGAUGAUGAACAUGCAGCGAGCGAUGCAAAUGCAGCAGCAAAAAAUUUGGCUGGAGCAACAGCGAUGGAUGGAACAACAGAUUCGAAUGAUGCAACAGCAACAAGCGAUGCAGCAAGAGCAGAUGUCCGCACGUGAGCGUGAACGGGAGGAAGGAGCUGAUCAGCAACGAUUACGAGAUGAGGCGACAACUGGCGAACAUGGCAGCUUCGUUGGAGGCAGCCGCGAGAAAAGGAGUGACUGCGAAGCAGCUGGAGCUGGCUCGAGUAGACCAUCAGGGCCAUCAUCAUCGUCUUCGACGUCAGGGGCAUCCGGAGAUGCUGGAGGAGGGCAGCAGGAAGCGAAGAGUCAGCCUUCGUUCACCAGCAUCGUGAAAUCACCGAACAGGCCAGAGCCACCUCCGGAUCUCUCCAUUGAUGCUACGCCGAGCGGUCAGAACCCAACUUCUCAGCCCAGCUCUCCAACUUCUUUCGUGCGGCGGGCCAGCUUUCAAGGAGACACGAUCGACCGUCGACUCGGGAACGAAAACUUUACUUCACGUUCACCUCGACCGUCAGGCGUGGGCAAACACACUCGCUCCCGGCGUCAUUCCUUUGCCUCGCGGCGCUGCAGUUUGGCGUGUGCGGUUGACGCGGUGAACGGAUCGCGGAAUUUACGAAGGCUUAGCGGUGCUGGCUUUGCCGGUCCGCACUUUGACGUGGCAGCAGUAUUCGACGCUCUAGAGGUCGGCGGGACGAGCGAGCGGGCGCGGCAGGCUGGCAUGAACAAAAAUAAUGUGCGACCACGCGCCGCAGGCACAGCGUCACCGACCAGAGCUCCCGGUGGUAAAAUUGAUUUUUCUGUUGCAGAACUGUUGUCCUUUUCGCCCUUUUGGUACCGUUCUUGUAGUCGUCGUAGACCGUCACUGAGUCGUCCGCUUGAAGAAGAUGGUCAAUCUCAAUGUAGUAAGUAUCUUUCAAAUUUUUUUUUCGUAUAUUGUUGAUUUCCAAACGGGCCUGAGUAACCAAACAAAGGUGUUCGACAGCGUAUCACCAUGACCGAUCGCGAUGGCGAGGAAGGCGGAAUCAGUACUAAUACGCACCAGGAAGAUUAUGGUCUAGAUCCUGACGAUGAGGCGCCAUUCGGGCGCUCGAUAUCAAAAGACUCAGCUUGUGGCCUUUAUGAGAAGUUUUUGAAUGAACGCACAGAGGCGGCACCUGUGGGAGAGAAAAGCUCGAAACGUGUUAAACAUGCUAUCGCGACCGCGCGUGAUCCCCUCUUCGCUUCGCAUGCGGAUCUUAUGGCACACCUGCGGGGCGACGUUUUCACACCACCGGCGGUGGUUUCCCAGCUGGUACCUCCAUCGUCACCAGGCGCCAACCAAAUGCGACCGCGGCCUCCAGGAGGCGCCACUACAUCGCCGUCUGCGCCAUCGGGCGGAAAGGUAGACUUUCCCGGAGGACGACGACCGCUGACGACUCCCGGUGGGACACGGGUGCAUACUAGGUCGAAAGAGCGCUUUGCACCUCGUUGGUUCAUGCCCGCAACAUGCGGCUCUGGUGGUGCCCCUGCUGUGGAACAAGCUGGGCUCAAGCACUUGGAUAUCAAUGGAAGCGGUCCUCCAGGCACGGCUACUGGACGCAGUCGAGGCGUUUCGCCCGGCAUCAGAACGGACACCGAGAACAGCGCUGGGCAAAUGGUCAUAGGCUCUGGCCUGCAAGGAAAGCGACACGAGAAACGACCGCGAUCUGGACGAUCACGAGAAGAGCAUGCCGUUGACCAAGUUGGAACAACAUCACAGAGGCCUUCAGGCGCAAAACCUGGACGGAUUCUGCGACCACAAACAGGAUCAAAAUCCAAAAGCGCUGAACAACAGCAGUCAACGAGUGGUGCUGAUGAAAGUAGAAGUGGGUCAAAAAAUAUCCCGAGAGUUACCGACGACGAAGAGCGAGAAUCAUCUCUGUGGCAUCACUGGUUUCCAGAGAGUUUGCCGUCAAGGGCCCCAAGUGCGCGGCAAUCGCGCAGGCGGCCACAGUCUUCUCCUCAGCAUUGGACACCUGCUGGGAUGCGGAGGGUCAAGGGAUUUUUUUCGACCCCUCGCGGCGUCGCUGAUGAUGAGGAGGGUUACUCUUUCACUACAGGAGACCCACGCCAGGGAGGGCGGCCGAGAACUACAGGCAACGCAGCGCUCAGGGGCCGCAGCGUAUCACCUGGUGAUUAUGAUAUCAACGAAGAGCUGCGACCACGCGCGUCUGCAAGGGAGGUUGGUGCCGAGCGCAGAGCGAUUUGCCGCCAACAGCAGCGCUCGAGAGGCGCCCGAAAUCACAGCCCUUUUGGAAGAGACUUUGCUGUGACGAGUGUGAACACGCCCUUCGGGGCCACAGCAAUAGCAUCAGUGCUGGGCUAUGGGCCUCCGAGCAUACCAGUUCCUCCUCAUUUGGUUAUGGAGCCUCAUACGCAUGACAACGCGAGCACCAGAAAUGCUUCGUCAUCUUCAAUGAGGCUGAUCAACAACACUACCGAAAUCGUGGCUCCCUCAAAACCUGGGAAAAAAACUAGUCGUAGAAACCCACAUGAGCCCAGCCGCAUUAUCCUAAACGAGGAAGGGGCCACCCUUCGCAAGCUACAGCGCAAAAUGGAUCAGGAGAGCCGUCAGCGCUGUACGUCAUCGAAUGUUGUGGACAUGCGGCGUGUUCCCAGUGUGACUGACGCGGGCCCGUUUACGCCACCCCUGACGCCAAGUGGCCCUACGCGACCACAAGAGACCAGGCCCGAUCUUCAGAAAGAGCAGACGACGAACGCUGCCCAUCAAGAAGAUCCUGAGCAAGCAACGCAGCAAAUGGAUUCACCAGCACCUCGUCUUCACGAGAGCGAUGACGCCGUUGCUCAAGAACUACAAGUAGAACUAGAGCAGAUGGAACAGUUUAGGCUUGAGCAGAAGAAGUUGCCCUGUGGGGCAGGAGCUGCCAGUUUGGAAGAGACUCACGGAUCAGCGCUGCGUGCGGAUCGUUCACUCUCAAAGAGUGCUAGUACCCUUGUCGAUGGUCGUGGGGAGCGGCAGCCCUCCCCAGAAUUGACACGAGGCGCUUUUUCGACACAGAGGGGGACCUUUCGGUCGUCGGUGCACAUGCAGGAACCCGUGCCCGACGACAUGGAGCUUCUGCCGCUUCCAGGUGAUGAGGAUAAUGACCUUGGCAUUAUUCGCGAGAGAUCUGUAGCAAGUCGUCACAAUGUUCCUCCAGGCGGCUCGGCUAUCGUCGGUGGACAUGCCCCGGGUGCGGGGCCGCUGGCUCACCGAUUGCUCGCGCAAGAACAACAUGGGGACUUGCUGAAACGAGAGGAAGGGGACUCAGAUUGGGUGGUGGAUGACGAAAAUUCACUCGGAAAUCCUGCUAAUCCGAGCUCUACAAGCGUGUUUGUUCAGCAGGCAAACAGCGCACCUACCGAGGGGGGGAGUGAUCCAUUCGUGGCAGGACGGGUUCUGAAUGGAAUCGUUGUGUAUCGUAGUGGUCCACGCCUUUUUGAGGGAACUAGAGGCGCUCCAAAUGUUGCCGAGCAAGUCAGAAAGAAGCAGUUACUGCAGGCGCAGCGCUUCAACUACAAAGUCCGACCAGGGGCAACGGAAAGUCAUGCUACUGCUGGAGGUGCAGCAUAUUCUUCCUCACUACAAGCGGAGGAUUUGCCGAGCACCAAACACGCAAGCCCGAAUCAACGUCAAGCUAGUUUUUUUUCUAGCGUUCCGUUGGACGAAUAUUUUGGUCUUGCUCGGAACGAAAACGCGGACCUCUCUGAGGAUAAUCUACUCCGAACGAAGGUCGUGACUGGAGGAGAGCGCUCCAGCACAGCCGAGCCGAACUUCAAAAAGCUCUUAAAACGUCGACGGUCAUCGUCGUGCAGCUGGCUGCGACGAAGGACAGCUUCCGCAGGCUCAAGGGCUCCAAUCAAAUUUGGUAAUUAAAUAAUGGAGUUGGAAGAUGAAUAAAGAAAAAGAGCAGAGCCUUGGUCCAUUUGAGUCAACGAUUGAAUUUGAAGUACUACACAUUCUUUCAUGUACUGCGGCGGAAUGAAUCUGAAACUGACCACUAGGUCCGACUAUGAACGCUGAAAAAUUUGUUUCUUGUUCUAUUCUCAUUUUUCACAUCUAUAUCGGCGCCUUUUUCGUUCGCUUUCCAGGUCGCCAGUUACCGCGUCGCGCGCCUGAAAAUCAUGUGGCAACUCCGGCUGAAAUGUUGGAGCGCGACCUUGAGUCCUUCUUUCCGCAUGUCCAAGUUGCGGAGUAUGAAUGGCGCACCCCACACCAGACGGUUUCCCGUCUUACGCGGCCGUCGUCGGAUCUUUGUUCGAAAAAGCAAGCCAGAUUUCAUAUAGUCAACGACAACGAAGGCGACCACUGCCACAACAGGCAACGACAUGUUUUGAAAUGUGUAGUGGCGUUUCAGCAACAAAGUUCGAACACGCAGGAAAGGAAAACCCUACUUCCAAGACCUGUCUCAUCGCAGAGCUUCGUUGCGUCGCGCAGUGACAGGGAUGUGGAAUUUCGCUUCGAGAACGAGAAAAACAGUGGAGAAGCCGUUCCCAGGACCGCAAAUGCGCCCUCACCAUCGGAUUCAAAGUAUGGAACCCGACGACAACCUGGAACGGAUUCCACACCAUCACCGAAAAGCUCGGGAGGAAAACCAGGACUAGUGCGCCGAGGAGGAGGAGAUGUAGAUGGUGAACUGCGGAUGAUAAAAAGAUUUGAAGGAACUCAGGCCGUGGUGCCCGAGUCAAAAUAUGAAACUCGUAGUGAACGAGCGUUUACUUCAUCAGCAAAUCAUGCUAAAGCGCAUGUAAUCGGAGCACCUGCACCAUCUCCAGCAAAACGGGCGACAACACCAGCGAGCUUGCUGAGGAGGUCACUGCAAGUGCUUUGUGCGACUCCUGCCACCACUUUUUCUGGUGUUCCAAAUUCUUCAGCAGCAGAGGGCUCGACAAACAUCAAGUCUGAAAAUAGGGUUGGUGAAACCGCCACUGCGCUCACAGAAGUCAGCUGCAGAGCAGGCGUCGCUGAUGAAAAACAGACUUCUUGCAGCGCAGCAACUACGAGUUUUAGUAGAGGAAAGCUGAUAGACUUGAUGCAUGAGGACCGUGAGGAAGCCGAGAGGGCUCGCUUAGCUGCUGGUUUAGAAGAACUUCAAGAUCAAGAUGGAGGAUGCGAUGGAACAACAACAUCAAGCCAACAUGGAGGUUGUGAUCAGGCGCUUUCGACGCUUCUCGAGCAGUCAUCUCUUUCGCCCCGCGCAGAUGCAGAUCAAAUUAAAGCAGAGCGGUCGUUCCUUUUACCUUUGAGGCAGUUGAAUUUGCAAUCCCCUUUGAUGGCGCCAGCGACGUCGUCGAUGCCAGCACAGACGAGAGCAGAAGGUCGCGUUGCAACAACAGCUAACGCUCAGGCGAAGCGCCGUAGAGUGGGUGGCACUGGCACGCCGCAGCCAGAAGACGAUGACGACGCGGCAACGACUGAGCCUGCCGACUCGUCGCGUGGUGGUAGCAAAGAUCACAUAGCAACCUCCACGUAUGUUGAUCAACGUUGCAGUGCUGCAAUUCAGCCUUGCAGUCACGGAAAUGAUGCAAGCCAAAACAAAGCCCAGACGAGGCGAAGCCACCACCGCUCCCGAAACACGUCAAGUCAAAAACACAAACAACGUGGCGGCACAGCACCAACGGAGAGAACAGAAGAGGGGACAGAGGUCAAAAAAACUGGUACGUCAACCGUUGUCUUCCAGAGACCUCAGACUGAACAGAUAGCAGGAUCCAUUCUGAACUUCGAAGACUUUUUUGCUUAUGGCUCUAACAAGUACUGAAACUCAACGGAAAACAGUAUUGUAACUUAGCGGAUGUACACGGUCCUUCAGCGGCAGUGAUCGGUCUAGUCUGCGUAGAUUCGUAUUGGCGCUUCAGCAGCCGCGUAUGUCUGCCAGUUUUUCUGGUAGGCCCACACCCAACCUAACCUGGUGUUUUAGGCAAUAACUCUCGACUGUUUGCUGACUCACAAUAAAAAUUGAAAAGAAGUAGUUCAUCAUCUCUGUCUAGAUUAUAGUGACUUGUACUCAGAUCCACUUCUAAUACAUGCACGAGCCACAGGAGGAUAGCAGACAUGCUACCACAAGGCGGAACAAGCGCAAACUUGGAGAAUUCGCUACCACUCAGCGCAACGAAGGUCAUAUCAAGCGCAAAGCAGGUGCAGCUGCAGAUGAUAACAACGCAGUGGCACCAGUCAAGAACGACCUCUCUUUGCGAGUUAAGCCUCUGUCGAAUCCGACUCGUCAAGGAAAACCCCCAGCAGCGACCACGUCAAGCAGGGAGAAGCAGCAGCAUCAGCAGCUUGCUCAAACUGAUUUUGGAGGUAGUGACGGUCGCUGUAAGAACGAGCAGACAUGCGUUGCUGUUCUUGCCACGAAUGGUAAACAUCAGCCACAGGAUAUCAAAGCGGAUUCAUCUUCUUCAUCCAUGUCUGCAAGACAGGGCAACACUGCCUCCAGUUCAUCCAGAUCCAAACAGCAGGCACCUCACGCGACAAGCAACCUACCAUGGUACCAUCGGUAUAUGCUGGAGCGAGCUGCCGCUCAGAAUUUUCGACCUGCGGAGACGCAUAAAUGGACAGUGACGCCGCCAGGUAGCGCUCGUGCGAAGAAGCGCAUCGUUAAUCUAAAGCUUCACGCUGAUGCUACUGCCUUCGGAGCAGUCGCAGGCGCAACUGAAAAGAAUACUCCGAGGCUGAUUCGUAACGCGCGGACCGCUUUCUGAAGAUCCUCAAAGAUCUACAGAAGAGAAAUACACAUCUGACCUCGUGUGGUCCUAUCACGCAGAAAUAUUCCAAGAUAGACUUCUUUGUAAUUGUAGCCGAACAUGGACAAAGGACAAUCAGUGAAUGUUGUCACGUCGUCGUCGAAUAUUUCUUUAGCAACCAUUUUUGUCAUAUUCCUUUUAUUCGAUUUUUCGUUGACCACACCACUGCAGCCCGUUUCCUACAUGAUUGUUAUGAAAUAUGCUUAGCGUCAGGACCAUUCUCCUGCUUUUACGCAGAACUUAUCGCUGUUGGUGAUUAACAAACUGUAUAGAGCUGCAUAGACGACCUUCGUCACAGGCGGGUUACUCUCCCACUGCACGCACGUCAUAAGAUUCCAUUUUUAAUACCUGAUUUGUUCAUGAGCUUACUAGAAAACGUUUAAUACAGUGCAGUUUCAGAUAGAUUUAUCAAUACUCCCAGAAGCAGCCAGUAGACGAUUUGGUGACCUCUCUGUUGUAUGCAUCUUUCAACCCUUUUUAGUGAAAAAAUGCAAGUUUGCGUUCCAAACAAAAAAGGGCAAGAGGUAAGUAUUCCUCGGACUAACGCUGUCAUAGUCUUCAUAGACGUUGUAAAUGUAAUUGCU